UCGUAGCGUCGAUACGAGUCUACGAAGGCUGUACGCGGUUUUACGUCAAAAACGCCGGUUUUAAUAUAAACAUACAUAUUAUAUUAUUAAUAAUUAAUAGAAUUGCAAUACCAUUUUAUGUAUAGCAUAUAAAAUAUUAUAUAUAUAUGGUAUAAAUUGCCGAAGAAUAGUGAUAAUUUUAUUGUGGUAUUUGUGAUUUGUGGUUACAAUAACGGUUUACGUUUAUUAAACCGUAUAUAUUGAAGAUGCGAUGCAGCCAAAGUGAAAGUGUAAAGGUUGUUACGAAUGUGUUGGGACGUAAGGAGAGAAAUAUAAACCAAUAAUGUGGAAAUGUGCCCGUGAACACGAAUCGGAAUAUGGAGAUGUAUAAGAAAUUAUUCUGGGCCGUGCUCCAAGGUUUCGUGCUGUUACCAACCAUCGCUACGAGAGAUUCCCAUGUGACGAAUCGUAAACUGGUGGACGUGCCGCAGUUCGAGCGUCCAAUUGGCAAUCACACCUUUCACAUCGGCCGAGAAGCAGUCCUCGGCUGUUCCGUGAUCAAUUUGGGGAAACACAAAGUGGGGUGGCUUCGAGCUGAAGAUCAAACAGUACUAUCAUUGCACGAGAGAGUUGUCCUCGGUCCUCGGUACUCAGUCAGCUUGGAUACCCCCAGUACGUGGCAGCUACGAAUUCGACCCCUGAAGGCUGAAGACCGGGGUUGCUAUAUGUGUCAAAUUAAUACUCAACCAAGCAUGAAGUGGCAGAUUGGUUGUAUAGAUGUAUAUGUUCCUCCUGAUAUAAUAAAUGAAGAGACAUCAGCGGACGUGUCAGCCCACGAGAUGGAUAACAUAACGCUGAUAUGUAAGGCGACAGGACAUCCACCUCCAAAAAUAACGUGGAAGAGAGAAGACCACGAAUUAAUGCUGUUGAAGAAAGUGGGAGCAAGGGACUUUUAUAAAGUGGAGAGUUACGUGGGCAGCUCGCUCCCGCUGUGGCGCGUGGACCGACGGCAGAUGGGCGCCUUCCUCUGCAUCGCGUCCAACGAUGUGCCGCCAGCAGUCAGCAAGCGGAUCACACUUAAUGUUAACUUUCCCCCAACAGUGAUAGUACCUAAUCAGCUCCUGGGCGCUCCUUUGGGUACCGAUGUGGUGCUGGAGUGUACUGUGGAGGCAUACCCCAAUACCAUCAACUACUGGCUCAAGAAUAGGGGAGAGAUGCUUCUUGAUGGGCCAAAAUAUAUCAUAUACGAGGAGAGGUCAUCAUACAAAGUGGUGAUGAAGCUGACCAUUUGUCAGUUCGUUAAGAGUGAUAUAGGCACAUACAACUGUGUGAGUACAAACUCGCUUGGGAAAGGCGAGGGAACACUAAGACUUUAUGAAAUAAAGCUGUAUCCCAGCUUACAAUCCGCUGCAGAAGUAAAUGUGGGCGGUCUAACGGAAGGUGCUGUUAAACAAAAAACAGCUCAUAGUGAUUCAAAUAAAAACAAUGCGAGGACUAUCACUGUGUUAUUUAUUAUAAAUGUUAUUUUUGUGUUAAAUUAACAUAUCAGUGAAAACGCGUGUAAAUAUUCAUAUGAUUUUAAAUUAAAAUGUACAAUUUUAAUAUAUAAUUUUAUUGUCUCCAUCCAAUGUAAUUAAUGAUAAUGUAUUCCGGUUUCAUUCUUAUAUAUUCGUUGUAAUUUAUUAUUAAUUAUUUCUUUUUACAUUUUAUUUCUGCAGUUCCAAGUUUAAAUUUACUAUAUAAUUUGGAAUACUUAUAACAUUAGUUCUAGCUGUUAUUUUUUUAAUCUAAAUAUAACUAGUUUUUAUAAUUUGGGUUAUGGAUUCAAAGUAAUUUACUCUGUAUAAAAUACCAAUACCUUCCCGUAUCCCUCAGAAUUAUAAAAUACUAUAAUCAUCAUAAGUAAAUAUCUAAUAAUUUCACCCUUGAAUUUCAAAUUAAUGAAAUGUGAACUCAAAUUUAAAAGAAUAAUAAUACUCCCUAACUUUAAAAAAAAAAAAGAAAAAUGUACGUAAAUAGUCAAUUUUAGAAUAAUCAUAAACGCAAUAGAGAGUUUAAACUGCUUUUGUAAAUAUAUGUUACUUUGUUAUCAUAGGUCUCUUUAAUUCCUUGUUGCUUUACUACUCCAAUUUAUAAAAGUAAGAGAGGGUUUCUUAUGCAAGUUAUAAUGAUAAACACGGUUCAUCUGAUAAAAAGUGGUAAAUAGAUUGUCAUUGCCGAUAUAAGUUAAAAAGUUAACAAAAAAAAAAGAUAAAAAUUUUACUUCUUUUAAAUUAAACAUCUUUUAAAUUAAUUUAAAAAAAAAAGAAGAGAACCUGAAUUCGGUUAUAUAUAUUUUUUAUGUUUAUUAUCUCAUAAUAUCAGUUAUGUAAAUCGAUUUGGAAUUUUUUUAUUUAUCUAAAGAAUAGAAAUUUUAUCAGAAUCGUUGCAAGAGUUUAGUUUUUAAAUAAAAAUUACUGGUUUUGGCACAAUUGAAGUCGUUUUUUUUUCGGAACACCAUCUUAAUAGGCAAAGCAUUUCUAUGAUGACAAUAUGUGCUUUGCUUCUCACUCUAUGUAUAAAUAUUAUAUUAUCUGAUAUGAUCAGAAACUUUGAUGAACCUACAUUUCAGUCGAUUUUUUUGUAACAUAAUCUGGCACUUUUGUUUAUAGAUGUUAUACACAUUAGAAUACUUGUUUAAUUUUUCAUAUUGGUAUAUGAAAUAAUUAGUCCUAUUUACGAAACUCGCUUUUUAUUUAUAUUUUGUUUAUGUUUUAAUAAUUUUAUUAUUCCAAUAAUCAAGUAAGACUGUAUUGAAAUUAUUACUAUUACUAUUAAAUAGGUAUUUCAUGAGAUUGCUCAACAAUGUAAAUAGUAAUAUUUAUUAUGUAGUAUUUAAUAAUAAUGCUGGAUUAUAUUAUAAAAAAUAUUAUAAUAAGUGAUUAAUAUAAAUAUAUAUUAUUAAUUAGUGUACUUUAAUUCGGUUCUUUUAUUUUUAUUAUCUCAUUAUUGUAAAGUAUUUGCAUUAUGAAUUCCAAAUUGUAAUUUACAGAAAUCAUUAAAUUGCUUUCCCGUUUUUAUACUUUAAAUAUUAUUAUAUCAGUGAAUUAUAUAAUAAGCACACUCUACAUAAAUAAUUGCAUA
Messenger RNA from Galleria mellonella (greater wax moth), 3102 nucleotides. Its product is annotated as protein CEPU-1-like. NCBI's taxonomy places the organism in Eukaryota, Metazoa, Arthropoda, Insecta, Lepidoptera, Pyralidae. The transcript is spliced from 10 exons. The record is from RefSeq and is a predicted model, not a curated record. Gene Ontology annotation, cellular component: neuron projection. Bases 357 to 1520 code for a protein of 387 amino acids.